AAGCUCUGCGGGGUUUACUAGUGUCUUUUUUGGAUAUCAUGAGUACGGCAGUAAUAAACCUCCAGAUGUUCUAUUUCUAUUUCUACUUCAAUUCUCAUUCUGUUAUGAUUCACCUCUUUGAUGUUGUAUGAAGGAAACCAUCAAAAUUCAUUCCACAGCAAUUGACAGCAAACAAUUCGCCCACCUCUAUCUCCAUCUCCGUCACACUAAACCCAAAAAAAAUCGAAAAUCCGGGGAAAGGAAUCAGGCGAGCAAAUCCCAUCCAGAAGCUUUCCAAUCCAAAGCAUCAAGAUCAACAAUCAUACCACUAGCAUUCGAUUCCUGAUUCGACUUUCGUUUCUCACUCCAUUCUUUUCCCGCCCUUCACUCCCCGAUACCUCUCGUACCAUCACUGCAACUACAUGUAUACCGCGAACAAUUAAACAAUCACACAAUUAAGCAGCUAAUCAAUCCUCAAUAAAUCCACAAUCAUGGUCAAAUUCUACGAAUCCUCCUACUCUUACGACUACUCCUUCCCCGCCGUUACACUUGCCUACUUCCUCCGUUAUCCAAAUCCGCAUAGUACACAUGUGCUCUCCACCGAUGUGAUAUCGCGCACUGUGUGUCCCGAGACAGGUCGCCUGCGUACCUUGCGCAUCCAUCGCAAAUCCACUCGUCUACCAUCCGCAGUCCUCAAGCUCUUGCCUAAAAGCGUGCUGGGCAAUGUGAGGAGCGAUAGAAGCGAAUCGUAUAUUCUAGAGACUUCGGAAGUGGAUAUCAAAGAAGGAUGGAUGAAGACAGAGAGUAGAAACCUGGAUUGGACGGGUAUUUUGAGUGUAGUGGAAAAACAAGAUUUUCACAAAGCAGCAGAUAAGGAAGUGCGCGAGGAAGAAUUUAUUCAAGGUUCGGGAAUGACGGGUGUGAAGACGCAGGUCAUGUUUCGCAGUCGACUUGGUGAUCGGUUGAGGGCGAUGAGGAAGGGGGAAGAAGGAGAAGAAGAGAAGAAGGGAUGGUUGGCGAAUUGGAGUACCAAGGGAGUGCAAAGAAGUAUCGAGGCCAUUGCUAGUAGGAAGACAGAAAAUCAAUUGGGAAAGAGUAAGGAGGGAAUGAUGGUUGUGUUGGAGAGGAUGCGAAAUGGUGGGCUAGUGGGGGUGUUGGACGGGAUGAGGCGGGAUAGGGAAUUGAUGUUUGCGGGCGUGGAGCGAAAAUUUUGAAUGACGAAAUGUGAGAUAUGAGGUUACAUAUGGAGAUGGCAUAAGGACGGAGGAUGAUCAAAUACCGGAUACGGCAAUCGGGCAGCAGUGGGAAAAGAGAUGAGAAAACGCUCUUUCACGAUCGUGAUUAUUCUACACUUUCGUUAGGCGGCGAGCCUCUGUAUCAAAGCAUACGAGUAAACAUACGGGAGCGAGGAGUUUUGGGGGAAGGUCAACAGGCGUUUUUGAGACAGUCCACUCUCAUUUGAUUUUAUCACAUUGUAUGAAAUAUAUCAAAAUCUGAAUAACUUUGCCACUAUUUA
This is a messenger RNA of Botrytis cinerea B05.10, 1495 nucleotides long. It is a transcript of the gene Bcups1, whose product is annotated as Bcups1. The coding region runs from base 471 to 1193 and encodes 240 amino acids. Gene Ontology annotation, biological process: phospholipid transport. Gene Ontology annotation, cellular component: mitochondrial intermembrane space. Lineage: Eukaryota; Fungi; Ascomycota; Leotiomycetes; Helotiales; Sclerotiniaceae. The record is from RefSeq and is a predicted model, not a curated record. The transcript has a single exon. Gene Ontology annotation, molecular function: phosphatidic acid transfer activity.